Molecule: messenger RNA, 7402 nt
Organism: Cuscuta epithymum
Lineage: Eukaryota; Viridiplantae; Streptophyta; Magnoliopsida; Solanales; Convolvulaceae
Source: the annotation of a GenBank genome assembly
CUUUGAAGUCUAUUUUCAUAAUUGAGUGGUCUCUGUUCGAGAGGAGAGAGUAAUCAUCCAAAAAUCGAUCUGGAGCGAGCAGUGGUCUGUGAACUCGAGCUCUGAGAGUGCUGAAACUGUUUGGUGUAUAUCUCGAGUUAUACCAAUCCAAUUAAGGCGUGUGAGAUACCAAAAGAAAGAUCUCAAGACGAGGAAUCCGUGAAGGUCUGGUUUGCAUCAAUCGGAGUAGUGGAAGGCUUCCAAAUCGUCCGAGCAAAACACAACCUCGCAGAAACGGAUCUACUCUUCUAAAGUGAGUUGUUAAUCCCAAAACCUUUCCUUUCAUUUUCCAAAUGAUAUGAACGAUUGGUGGAACUAUUGUACACUAAUCCAAGUGUAUAAUAUGUCCUUGUAAAGUUAUUUUAUUGAUGAAAAGGUUAGAUACUAACCUAGAGUAAAUCUUGGAAAACUAGGAAACGUGUUCACCGGAAAACACCCAUUCUAGGGGCUGUUUUCGUACCAACGUUUAGGGGUUGAUCUAGCACUUUGAAGAGGCUGUUUAACACCCAUAUUUGAGCAAGGAAUCAGUUCCAAAUCCACCUUUACCAAAGUCUUGACCAUUGGACCAAGAAGGGAUAGUUUAAAGCUCAAUUGAGUUUCAGGUAGAACUUGAAGGUUGCUACCACCGCCCGUUGCUUCGGGAAGAUCAAAGGAGGGGGACGUGGUUCGUGCUUCUUCCGUUCCUGUUUUGAAAACAUUUUAAAUAAUGCUCAUGGAUAUUAUUCUCAAAUAUUGAUUUGGGGGCUUGUAUGCCCAUGUUUGUCAAGGUGUGGCUUCAACACUUGUAUUGAAUGUUUCCGCUGAUUUAAAUGAAUAUUUUGCAUUAUGUUUGUUUAUGGAUGUACUAUGUGUGAAUGAUAUUCCAGACGCCUUGUAUAGUAUGGAUGUGUUGGACUGCGGUUGACUAUUCGUACUGUACGGCGGGUUGUUGACGUGUCCGGACAGGUCCGGGGCGUGACAAUUUAAUUGGUAUCAGAGCCUUAGUCCGUAAACUUCAUAAUGAAGCUUCAAAACCUCUUUUUGAAAACGAAUUUGAAAACCAUGAGCAUAAAAAGUUUUGUACUUAUAGAACUUUUGGUACUUGAGUUGCAAAGUCUCUAAUUGUUAAGAUGGUACCCUUAACAAUUGGUAUGGCGGUGAUUUGAGCCAAAAGAUGUCUUUAAGUACCUAUCCGUCACUUGACAUUUGAUACGAGUCUAAUGGCUCAUUCUAAACUUCCUUCAGAAAUGGAACGUACCGGUAGAGUUACUUGACGGAACCCGACUGGCCAGGCGCUGGGAGGAUCCCAACGUGGCAGUCGGGGGGGGAUCAAGAGGGUCUAUGGGACAGGGCCGUGCAGGCCACUCGCUGACCGUGAGUGACGGUCACGUGGAAACAAUAGAUGAACACUAUGAGUCCGAGGAGGAUUCAACUUACCAACCGGGAACUGAGCCGGUUGAGACCCCAUAUGAGGGGGAACACGAUGAUGCUAGUGAUGAGAGUGAUGAUAAUAAUGCUCUUGAACGGAUUGAGGAAUUGCUCCGACAAUACCAACAAGAUCGCCAAAGGCGCCGGGCAGGGCGUGCUUUGGAAGGGGCUUCGAGGAGAGGAAGCCGCGCGACUCCUAGGGAGAGCAUUGAACUCCGAGGAGGUCGAGGUGACGAGGUUCCUAUCAUAAGGAUCUCAAAGUACUUAAAGGAGGCGAGAGACUUGGGAUGUAAACCGUUUGAUGGAACGGGAGACAUCUCCGUGGCGGCCGAGUGGAUCAAGAGAUUCAAUGAAGCGGCCCUUGAUAUGCAGCUGCCACCCCAUAUGAAGAUGAGAGUGGCAACGAGAUUGCUAGAAGGAAUGGCGUCCACGUGGUGGGACGGUGUCAAGGGAAAGUAUGGUGAGACGGUCACUUGGGAGAACUUCAGGCAAGAAUUCUUUAGCCAAUACUACUCCGACUUCGAGGUGAAGUUGAAGAGAAGGGAGUACACGAAUUUGACCCAAGGAGGGGAAUGCACGGUGAAGGAACUUGAGCACAAGUUCAGAAAACUUGCUGAGUUCAUACCGGAGUACAUUUGUGACGAAAACCGGAUGGUGAACCAUUUCUGGGAUGCCUUAGACCUUGACAUACGCGAGAGGGCAACACAAUUGCCUAAUAUGACGUUUAGUCAAGUGGUUGAACAAGGCUUGAAGGGAGAAAAAGAGUGGGAGGAAAGAAAGCGAAGGAACGCCGAAGAGGCGAAGAAGAGGAAAUGGGAGAACCAUGGCCCCCAAAGUUCUAACAAAAAGGGGAACCACGGGGGAGGGGGAUCGUUCAGAGCGCCGGCACCGCCAUCCAAGGGAAACUCGGCCUUCGGCGGGCACAACUCGGACUCACAAGCCUCAACGGCGCCCAGGUACAGAAAUUGCAACAGGAGCCACGCGGGUAAGUGUCGCGAUCCACCACGGUGUUACCAAUGUGGGGACACGGGGCAUAUUAAGCCAAAUUGCCCUCAACUUGGUAGGAACCGACGAGCGGGAUCAAGCGGCGCUACUACGGCGAGUAGGAGCCGAACCGGAGCACCUCAUGCUAGUACGGGGCAAGGGGGAGCAAGUACGAGCAACGCACCCUCCGUGAACCAAGGAAGGACCCAAGCAAGGGUCUACGCAAUUACGGAGGCGGAUACCCGAGCUAACCCAGAUUCGGUUGCUGGUACGACCGUUUAACUUCCCGUGUCUUACCCAUUCCUCAUCCAUAAAUUGAAGUUAUAAAUCCUAGAAUCCAGGUGGGAGCAGACGUAAGAUCGAAAUGGGAAAGGAGAGCAAAACCAUGCUACUACCCGACCGGGUAGGGCAAUAAACCCGACCGGGUAGGAGAAGUUUUUGCCCUCGUAAGCCUUCUGGAUCACGUACCCGACCGGGUAUAUUGGGUCACCCGAUCGGGUCCACUGAAAAAUCUUACUGGAAUACCCACUGGAACACCUACCCGACCGGGUCUGGUGAUGUACCCGACCGGGUCUGAUGAGAAAAUUUGGGCCCGACAUGCUACCAGACCGGGUAGAGUGGGAGAUUACCCACUGGAACACAAACCCGACCGGGUCUUAUGAUGUACCCGACCGGGUCUGAUGAAUAUUGUGGCCCGACUUGCUACCAGGCCGGGUAGAGUGAGAGAUUAUCCACUGGAACUCAUACCCGACCGGGUAUGGUAUGUUACCCGACCGGGUACACCCCAAGGUGUUCGUCAAAUGAAAAAGUUGUCUUCAUGAAAGUUGUAGAUAUUUUCAUUAUCUAAAUGAUGGAAUUUGAAUCGAACAAUUUGGUUAAGUAUGUGAAGAGAUAUGAUCAAAACGGUGAGACGGUGUCAAUUUAUAUCUCAACUGCGAACGACAACCAUAAUUGGGGGAUUUUGUCCACCGUAAGGACGUAAUUUCGCAUUAUGUUCUUCGUAGGAUUUGUCGGGAUGUUAGAGAGGUAUCUUACAUGGCUUAUAAAUGUAGGAACACUAAAGAUUAAUGGGAGAUGUGCGAGAAUCCUCAUCGAUACCGGGGCGCAACGAUCAUUUGUGAGUGAGGCAUUCGUCGGGGGAUUCAACGUACCCCUGGUACCGAUGGCUCAAGCUCUAUUGGUAUCCACACCCCUAGGGGAAGACAUCGAGAGAGAUAGCCACUAUCCAUCGUGCGAGGUGGAAGUGGAGGGCCAAAACUUGUCGUGUGAUUUCGUGCCGCCGAGUAUGAUUGAGUUCGAUGCAAUCCUGGGGAUGGAUUGGCUUGAGAAGCAUCAUGCUAGGGUCGAUUGUUACACGAAAGUACUUGAACUCGAAAGCGACGAAGGGGUAACCUUACGCUUCGAGGGGGAUAGGGCCAAAUCCAAUAGUUGUAUCAUAUCCGCCGUAAGGGCUAGGAGUAUGAUGAGAAAGGGAUGUCACGCUUAUCUAGCUUAUGUGAUAGACAAAACCAAGGAAGAGGCGAGCAUUGAUGAUGUGAGGGUAGUAUGCAAGUAUCCGGAUGUCUUUCCAAAAGACUUACCGGGACUUCCACCCGAUAGGGAGAUCGAGUUCGUGAUUGAGGUCGAGCCCGGCACCAAACCAAUCUCCAUACCGCCGUACCGCAUGGCACCCGCCGAACUUAACGAGUUGAAAACUCAAUUGCAAGAGCUUUUGGAUAACGGUUUCAUUAGACCAAGCCACUCCCCGUGGGGAGCACCGGUUCUUUUUGUGAAAAAGAAGGAUGGAACACUUCGAAUGUGCAUCGACUAUCGACAACUGAACAAGGUCACAAUCAAGAAUAUGUAUCCUUUGCCUAGGAUUGAUGACUUGUUUGAUCAACUACGAGGAGCAACCGUGUUUUCAAAGAUUGACUUGAGGUCGGGGUACCACCAAUUGAAGAUUAAGAAGGAUGACAUACCGAAGAGUGCUUUCCGCACGAGGUAUGGGCAUUUUGAGUUCCUUGUUAUGUCGUUUGGGUUAACAAACGCCCCGACGGCAUUCAUGGACUUGAUGAACCGAGUAUUUCACAAAUACUUGGACCGAUUCGUGAUUGUGUUCAUUGAUGACAUCUUGAUUUACUCAAAGAGUGAGGAAGAGCACGAAGAGCACUUGAUACUCGUUCUUGAGACACUACGGGAGAAGCAACUUUAUGCCAAAUUUUCUAAAUGUGAAUUUUGGCUUAAGGAAAUUGGCUUUCUCGGGCAUGUGGUUUCGGGAUCGGGAAUUGCUGUUGAUAAUAAGAAGAUAGAGGCCAUUACCGAAUGGGAGAGACCAAAGAAUGUCAAGGAAAUUCGUAGUUUCCUUGGAUUGGCAGGAUACUAUAGAAAGUUCGUGGAGAAAUUCUUCGUUUUGGCAUCACCAUUGACAAAGCUCACUCGUAAAGGAGCUAAGUUUGUAUGGGAUGACAAAUGUGAGAAAGGGUUCAUUGAACUAAAGAAGAGAUUGACCGAGGCACCAGUACUUGCAUUACCCAAACAGGGUAUGGGGUACGAUGUCUAUAGUGACGCGAGCAUCCAAGGGCUUGGAUGGGUGUUGAUGUAGGAGGGGAGGGUAAAUGCCUAUGCUUCACGACAGUUGAAGAAGCAUGAGGUGAAUUACCCUACCCAUAAUCUAGAGCUGGGAGCAGUGGUGUUUGCACUGAAAAUUUGCAGACAUUAUCUCUAUGGAGAGACAUGUCACAUGUAUACUGAUCAUAAGAGCUUGAAGCAUGUGUUUACUCAGAAAAAGUUAAAACAUGAAGACAGAGAGGGUGGAUGGAGUUGAUAAAGGACUACCAUCUAGUUGUUGAGUACCAUCCAGGUAAGGCAAACGUUGUAGCAGAUGCCCUCAGUCGGAAGAGUUGUCUGGGGCAUUGUCGACUAGUUUGAGGGCAUUGAGGGGAACUACGCUGUGCAACCAAUCAAGGUCACCAAUAGAAAGGUGAAGAAACUGAGGAGCAAAGAGGUCCCAAUGGUUAAAGUACUUUGGAAGAGCGAUCAGGUCGAAGAAGAGACAUGGGAAACAGAGGCUUUGAUGAGAAAGCAGUAUGCUUUCCUAUUCGAGUAGAGCUGUGAAUUUCGGGGACGAAAUUCCUGUUAAGGGGGGGGUGAACUUGUGACACCGCACCCGAACGUCCUUGAAAAUUUGAUUUUAAAAUUCAAAGUUUAUGUAUUGGAUUUCUGAUUCCCAAACGAUUGUAAAACGAUUAAUGUUUUACGUAAUUAAUGAUCGAUUAUUGUACUAUUCGAACUCGUAUAUAAGUAUCGGGCCUUAUUAAUAAAUAAAAGAGCCUAACAUUAUCUAAAUAGUAACACAUAACGUUUCAAGACAAGUUGAGGAAGGGCGGGCGGCCCAGAUAUUAUUUUGGGCCCAACCCGCUAGAAUAGCAAGUAUUCGAGAAUGGCGUCGUAGGCCCACUCGGGGCGACCCACACGGCUUGUAGCCCAAUAAUAUGAAUGACAAAUGUCAAAAAAAAAAGUGAUAGGAUGAAUUGAGAUGAAUAAAAAUGUCUAUGAUCCCAUCUUUGACAUUAUUGAGCUAAUAAUGGGAGUAGGAUUUUCCUUCUAUAAUGUCCAUCAAGUAAAUUUUUGAGAUGAGCCUACACAUAUUGGAGAUCAAUAAUGUGAUGUAGGAAGUUGACUUGUUCUAAAUAAAUUAGGAUGAGUACAAAAAGACAUCUUUGACAAAAGAUAAAACAAUAGAACUCAUCUUCCCAUUUUUGGAGGUAUUGAUAGAUAUUUUGGACCCCAAAAUAAUUGGGAUCAAUGGGGAACCACUCCACAUGAUAUUAGUACCUGCAAGACAAAUAAAAAUGGGUGAGAAGACUUACCUUGGCCGACCACCAUGGAGAGGAGCUGUACAAGACUUGAUAGGAAUCAAAUGUUGGGCCACCAUCUCCAUUUUUCGCACAAAAUGGUGUGCUGUUUGUCUCCACUCAUUAUGGGAGUUAUACUCGACCAAACAACGUGUAUAAGGUGUCCUUGGAUAGCCUUUGAAGUCUAUUUUCAUAAUUGAGUGGUCUCUGUUCGAGAGGAGAGAGUAAUCAUCCAAAAAUCGAUCUGGAGCGAGCAGUGGUCUGUGAACUCGAGCUCUGAGAGUGCUGAAACUGUUUGGUGUAUAUCUCGAGUUAUACCAAUCCAAUUAAGGCGUGUGAGAUACCAAAAGAAAGAUCUCAAGACGAGGAAUCCGUGAAGGUCUGGUUUGCAUCAAUCGGAGUAGUGGAAGGCUUCCAAAUCGUCCGAGCAAAACACAACCUCGCAGAAACGGAUCUACUCUUCUAAAGAAACGUGUUCACCGGAAAACACCCAUUCUAGGGGCUGUUUUCGUACCAACGUUUAGGGGUUGAUCUAGCACUUUGAAGAGGCUGUUUAACACCCAUAUUUGAGCAAGGAAUCAGUUCCAAAUCCACCUUUACCAAAGUCUUGACCAUUGGACCAAGAAGGGAUAGUUUAAAGCUCAAUUGAGUUUCAGGUAGAACUUGAAGGUUGCUACCACCGCCCGUUGCUUCGGGAAGAUCAAAGGAGGGGGACGUGGUUCGUGCUUCUUCCGUUCCUGUUUUGAAAACAUUUUAAAUAAUGCUCAUGGAUAUUAUUCUCAAAUAUUGAUUUGGGGGCUUGUAUGCCCAUGUUUGUCAAGGUGUGGCUUCAACACUUGUAUUGAAUGUUUCCGCUGAUUUAAAUGAAUAUUUUGCAUUAUGUUUGUUUAUGGAUGUACUAUGUGUGAAUGAUAUUCCAGACGCCUUGUAUAGUAUGGAUGUGUUGGACUGCGGUUGACUAUUCGUACUGUACGGCGGGUUGUUGACGUGUCCGGACAGUUCCGGGGCAUGACAAAAUCACAUAUUAUCCACAUAUAAGCAAAUAAUAAUGCACACACCUUUUCACAUUUAGUGCAAACACACUUAUCUACUUCUACUGAGGUAAAAUCAUGAAUAAAUAACACUACGUCAAAUUUUCC